AUGAAUGCCGUUGUUAUUGAGGGGAAAGAAGCUGUUGUAGAACAGAAUGUCCCCUUACCAGAAUAUCCAAGUAACUAUAUCCUGGUGAAGUCCAUGGCUAUUGGUGGUAAUCCCACUGACUGGAAACAUAUUGAAUAUGGUAUUGGUCCACAGAGAUCAAUUGUUGGCUGUGAUGUCUCUGGUGAGAUCGUCUCCAUGGGUAAAGACGUCGACACUUCAAAAUUUCAAAUCGGGGAUUAUGUUUUUAGUUUUGCUCAUGGUAACUGUGUAAGAAAACCAGAUAAUGGUGCAUUUGCAGAUUACGUUGCAUUAGAUUCUGAAAUAACUUUCAAGUUACCAAAGGAAACCAAAUUUAGCAAUUCUGACACAAUCUCAGAAGGGAAAGUAUCUACUUUUGAAGAAGCUGCUUCAAUUCCAUUAACUUGGUUUACUGCCGGUUGUGCAUUAUUUCAUGUAAUGAAGUUAGAAUAUGAUGUUGAUGCUUCAACUCCACAGCAUAAUUUUCCGAUAUUGGUCUGGGGUGGUGGUUCACCCUUAGGACAAGCUGUCACUCAAUUGGUCAAGAAGUACCAUGGUUACUCGAAAAUUAUUGUUGUUGCCAGCAGAAAACAUGAAAAACAACUUUUGGAGUAUGGUGCUGAUGAAGUCUUCGAUUACCAUGAUGCGGAUGUUAUUACUCAAAUCAAAAAUAAAUAUAACAACAUCCAACAUCUUUUAGAUUGUGUUUCUUCUCCAGAUACAACAUUGCAACAAGUUUAUCAAUGUGCUUCAGACACAGAAAAUGCUAUUGUAUUAAAUUUUGCCAGUCAAAAGAUCGACGGUAUUAAACAAGAGUUAAGAAGGUCCAAUGUUGAUGUUACUUAUGCAGCAGUAUACUUAUCUCUUGGUUAUGAUGUUUUUAUUGCAGGUAUGAAAUUUCCGGCCGAUCCGCUCUGUAAAAAAAAUAUGAUUAGAUACACCAAAGAAAUUAAUCCAAGAUUAUUAAACGGUGAAUUUCAUCAUCCACCGAUUGUAGUUUACAAGAAUGGUUUAAAAGGGGCCGUCAAGUUGACUAAGGAUAUUCAGAACGGUGUUAAUGCAGGUGAAAAACUUGUUGCUAUCUUCAAUUAA
This is a messenger RNA of Maudiozyma barnettii, 1110 nucleotides long. Its product is annotated as zinc-binding alcohol dehydrogenase family protein. The record is from RefSeq and is a predicted model, not a curated record. Gene Ontology annotation, molecular function: oxidoreductase activity, acting on NAD(P)H. The coding region runs from base 1 to 1110 and encodes 369 amino acids. The transcript has a single exon. NCBI's taxonomy places the organism in Eukaryota, Fungi, Ascomycota, Saccharomycetes, Saccharomycetales, Saccharomycetaceae.